GUGGAGCCAGUCGACCUCAUUAGAAUAAAGGUAAACAGAUUCAACCCAAUUAUAAAUGGAAGGAGAAAGAUGUGCCCUCCCGUCGUUGAUGGUUGCAGAGGGUGGUGGCUGCCUAGAGAGCCGAGGUGCAGCAAAGAGACGUGUCAGAGCAUGAGUUCCAAGACCAGAUCCAUAGGGGUUAUCGGAGCUCCCUUCUCAAAGGGUCAGCCGCGAGGAGGGGUGGAAGAAGGCCCUAGAGCAUUGAGAAAGGCUGGUCUGCUUGAGAAACUUAAAGAACAAGAGUGCGAUGUGAAAGAUUAUGGGGACCUGACUUUCAAUGACAUCCCUAAUGACAGCCCCUUUGGAAUUGUGAAGAAUCCAAGGACUGUGGGGAAAGCGACCGAGCAGCUAGCCAGCACGGUGGCAGAAGUCAAAAGGAACGGAAGAGUCAGUCUGGUGCUGGGCGGAGACCACAGUUUGGCAACCGGAAGCAUCGCUGGCCAUGCCAGGGUCCACCCUGAUCUUGGAGUCAUUUGGGUGGAUGCUCACACUGACAUCAACACUCCACUGACAACCACAAGUGGAAACUUGCACGGACAGCCUGUGUCUUUCCUCCUGAAGGAACUAAAAGGAAAGAUCCCUGACGUGCCAGGAUUCUCCUGGGUGACUCCCUGCAUAUCCGCCAAGGAUAUUGUGUAUAUUGGAUUGAGAGACGUGGACCCUGGGGAACACUACAUUAUAAAAACACUGGGUAUCAAAUACUUUUCAAUGACUGAGGUGGAUAAACUGGGAAUUGGCAAGGUGAUGGAAGAAACACUCAGCUAUCUACUAGGAAGAAAGAAAAGGCCAAUUCAUCUGAGUUUUGAUGUUGAUGGACUGGACCCAUCUCUCACACCAGCUACUGGCACUCCAGUCAUGGGAGGUCUGUCUUACAGAGAAGGUCUCUAUAUCACAGAAGAAAUUUACAAAACGGGGCUACUCUCAGGAUUAGAUAUAAUGGAAGUGAACCCAUCUCUGGGGAAGACACCAGAAGAAACAACUCGAACAGUGAACACAGCAGUGGCAAUAACCUUGGCUUGUUUUGGAGUUGCUCGAGAGGGUAAUCACAAGCCUGUUGACUACCUUAACCCACCUAAAUAAAUGUGGAAACAUUAUAUAAAAAUCUCAUAGCUAAUGACAUAAUUAGUAAAUCUAAUAAUUUACUUAAGCCUACAGUUAUCCUCCCAGAGAUUUGCUCUUUCAGAAAAAUGUUUCUCCUAUUAGUAUUAACUCUACUUCCCUCUUGGUUUGAAAUUCAAGAUUUGAAAAUUCUAACUUGUGAAAUUAAAAAGCUUAUAUUAAUAUUUUCCAUUUUGGCAAAAGACUUAUCCUUAGAAAUAGAAGCAUAUAUUAAUUUCCAAUUAAAAGUUUAGUGGCAUUAAAAAUGAAUAUACACUUAGAUAAGCCCCCAUACAUAGAGUGGGACUCCUGGUAUCAGAAGAGAGAGCUACCCCAUCUGCAAAGGUACUGGGUGUCCAUGUUGUUAAAAAUAUGUGAUUUUUAUAAUAAACUCUUUAUAA
Messenger RNA from Microcebus murinus (gray mouse lemur), 1538 nucleotides. It is a transcript of the gene ARG1, whose product is annotated as arginase 1. Lineage: Eukaryota; Metazoa; Chordata; Mammalia; Primates; Cheirogaleidae. The record is from RefSeq and is a predicted model, not a curated record. Gene Ontology annotation, cellular component: cytosol; cytoplasm; nucleus. Gene Ontology annotation, molecular function: arginase activity; manganese ion binding.